This is a messenger RNA of Protopolystoma xenopodis, 327 nucleotides long. Lineage: Eukaryota; Metazoa; Platyhelminthes; Monogenea; Polystomatidea; Polystomatidae. The record is from the annotation of a GenBank genome assembly.
AUGGCCACUGAUCGACGAGCCGUUAUCAAGAAUGCCGAUAUGGCCGAAGACAUGCAACAGGAUGCGGUGGAAUUGUGUGCCAUGGCAAUGGAAAAGUAUAACAUAGAGAAGGAUAUUGCAGCUUACAUUAAGAAGGAGUUCGACAGAAAGUACAAUCCCACUUGGCACUGUAUUGUUGGCAGAAACUUUGGAAGGUCAGUCAGUCAACCUUGUGUGCACAAUGCCUUGCUCCACAUAAACUCCUAUCAUCAUGCUAGUCCGCGUGUGUGGUGUAUGCCUGCAAGAGAUGGUUUAUUUGAAUGGGUUAUAUUUGAUGAUUUAAAAUAA